Fulvia fulva is the source of this 531-nucleotide messenger RNA. RefSeq lists its product as uncharacterized. The transcript is spliced from 4 exons. Gene Ontology annotation, molecular function: protein kinase activity; ATP binding. The record is from RefSeq and is a predicted model, not a curated record. NCBI's taxonomy places the organism in Eukaryota, Fungi, Ascomycota, Dothideomycetes, Mycosphaerellales, Mycosphaerellaceae. Gene Ontology annotation, biological process: protein phosphorylation. The coding region runs from base 1 to 531 and encodes 176 amino acids.
AUGAUCUUCAACGUGGCAGAAGGCCUAGCAAAAUGCGGCAUCCAGAUGGCAGACAGCAUGCGUACUGCCACGAACGGUCAAGAGCUGGUGCACAGAGACCUAAAACCCCAAAACAUCUUCCUCGACGCUCCCCACCCCACCCCCCAAAUCGGCGACUUCGAAUGGUCCUUCCUAACCUCCCCCUCCGACCUCCGCAACCCCGACGCCUGGGCCGGCGAACUGACUCCCGGCUUCUGUCCCCCCGAAGGGGUCCUAUACGUCGACUACACGGACAUGAAACCCAUAGAUCGCGCUCAAAUGCUCGAGAAGUACAACGUCUGGCAAGUCGGCGCGAUCCUGCGCUGCAUGAUUCUGCGAGAGCAAGCACCGCCGCAGGCGCUCUGGCUUGGGGAUGGGAGUAAAGAUGAAACAUACAAACUCCGCCUCGUCGACGAGAACGGCGGUAAGGUGGACAAGUACGGUGUAGAGGAGCAAUACAGCGAGGAAUUGCUCGAUAUGGUCGAGAGCGCCUUCAACCAGCAGAUCGCAUAA